Mobula hypostoma (lesser devil ray) is the source of this 10699-nucleotide messenger RNA. RefSeq names its product bromodomain PHD finger transcription factor (gene bptf). Gene Ontology annotation, molecular function: zinc ion binding; RNA polymerase II cis-regulatory region sequence-specific DNA binding. Gene Ontology annotation, biological process: regulation of transcription by RNA polymerase II. Bases 23 to 9226 code for a protein of 3067 amino acids. The transcript has 32 exons. Gene Ontology annotation, cellular component: NURF complex. NCBI's taxonomy places the organism in Eukaryota, Metazoa, Chordata, Chondrichthyes, Myliobatiformes, Myliobatidae. The record is from RefSeq and is a predicted model, not a curated record.
UGGAGGGGGGGGUGAGAACGCCAUGAGAGGGAGGAGAGGUAGGCCGCCCAAGACGCUCGAUGCUUCGCCGGCCGCAGGUGGCGGCGGCCCGGCGGGUAGCCUGAGGUACCGGGCCGCCGGGGCGGGCAGGGGCAGAGGAGCGGACAGGCGGGGCAAUCACUCGGCGACCGAAGCUGGCGGUAGAGGGAGUCGGACCCCGAGAGGGGGCAGGACGGCCACCCGGGGCAGGGCCCGGGCGGCGGUGCAUCAGCAGCACCACCAGCAGCAGCGGCAGGGCGGCAGGUCCCGCAGGCUGACCGUCAACAAAGUGAUCUACGACGACCACGAGAGCGAGGAGGAGGACGAGAGCCUGGUGUCGGAGGAAGACGAGGAUGAUGACGAGGACGAGCGAGGGAAGGAGGACGAGGACGAGCAGGAUUCGGAUUAUCACCAGGCCAGCGAUGAGGAAGAAGAGGAGGAAGACGACGAUGAUGCGAGUUAUUGCACAGAGAGCAGCUUCAGGAGUCACAGCACUUACAGCAGUACUCCAGGAAGGAGAAGGCAGACAAGGGUCCACCGGCCACGGUCGCCACUAUUUGAAGAGACUGAUAUUAUUCCUCUUGAUAUUCCAAAAUGUUCUGAGGACUUAUUAGUGCCCACUGAACAGCUGAUGAGCAUUAUUGCUAUUUAUGAGGUAUUGAAUAAUUUUGGAACAGUCCUGCGACUUUCACCUUUCCGAUUUGAAGACUUUUGUGCUGCCGUGGUUGGUCAAGAGCAAUGCACGUUAAUUGCAGAAAUGCACAUUGCUUUAUUGAAAGCUAUUUUACGAGAAGAGGAUUCCUCUAAUACCACCUUUGGUCCUGCUGACUUAAAAGAUAGCAUCAAUUCGACAUUGUACCUUAUUGAUGGAAUGACGUGGCCAGAACUGGUACGGGCUUAUUGUGAGAGUGACCCAGAAUACCAUCAUGUACUGCCUUAUCAGGAAAAGGAUGACUACCCAUAUGGACCAAUAGAAAAUAAAAUCAAAGUUCUUCAAUUUUUAGUGGAUCAGUUCCUGACAACGAACAUUGCCCGUGAGGAGUUAAUGUCUGAAGGCGUAAUUCAGUAUGAUGACCACUGUCGUGUAUGUCACAAGCUGGGUGAUCUUCUCUGCUGUGAAACCUGCUCAGCAGUAUACCAUUUGGAAUGUGUGAAACCACCACUUGAAGAGGUGCCAGAGGAUGAAUGGCAGUGUGAGAUAUGUGUGGCACAUAAAGUGGUUGGUGUUUUUGAUUGUGUGCCUGAAAUACAGAAAAAUAAACCAUAUGUUCGCCACGAGCCUAUAGGAUACGACAGGCACAGAAGGAAAUAUUGGUUCCUGACAAGAAGGAUUAUUAUUGAGGAAGACAAAGAAGACGGAAAGGAUAAAAAAGUGUGGUAUUACAGCUCAAAGGUACAGCUGGCUGAACUUAUUGACUCUCUGGACAAAGAGUACUGGGAGUAUGACCUCUGCAAAAUACUGGAAGAAAUGCGUGAUGAAAUUCAUCGGCACAUGGAUAUUACAGAAGACCUGACGAAUAAAGUUCGUGGCAAUAAUAAAUCUUGUCUAACCGCAGCUAAUGAGGAAAUUUUGGAGCGGCAGAAAGCAAAAGAAGAAGCAGAGUUGGAGGAAGUUAAGCGAAAAGCAGCAGAUCAAGCAGAGAAAGACAGGCAAGAGAGUGGGGAUAAUACCCAGAUGGAUAUUGAGAAAAGCAAAGAAGCAUCAGAAGAGCAAACUGAAGAGAAGGACAAGGCUAGGAAUGAGACUGAAGAAAAUGUUCAGGAAAAAGGCACAGAAGACCCCACAUCUAGUGGAGAUAACCAUAGUUCGGGAAGUUCUGAGACAUUGAAGAAUGAUGGCAACAGCCAAAAUCCUUCUACAGAGGAAAAUAAGACUUCCCCGUCGAAGGAUACUGCAGAGAAUGAGCUGGCAAACUCUGAAGCUGAGAAACUACCAGAGGAGAAGAAAUUGGCAGUCGAAUCAGUACAGCUUACCAUGGAUAGAACAGAAGACAGUGGUGAAAAUUCUACUGACUCUACCGCCACAGCCAUGAAAAUGCUUCCACCUUCAUUGUCUGCUGAUGAUAGUAACAGCAAUGUGGAUAUGUCCAUUGAGACAUCCACUCAAGAGGCCAGUUACAAGAUAUCUGAGGAUUUGGAGAAUAUGGAGGUGUCCUCCCAGUCUCCAGCCAAUGGUCAGGAAGACCCAGAAUCAGUAGAACUCGGAAGUGAUAAAACAAAUGGCGAAAAUGGUGAUUCUUCUGAAACUGGUAAAGGCUCAUCUAUCCUAACCAGGAUGGUCACAAGGUUACGGAAUCCUGACAGCAAGUUGAAUCAGCUGAAGAGUGCACAGGCUGCUGCUGCAGCACAUGAGGCAAAUAAAUCAUUUAAGGAAGGCAAAGAGGUCCUGGUGGUAAAUACUCAAGGGGAAGUCUCUCGCUUGAACACAAGGAAAGAUUUGGUGAUGAAAGGAAUUGUGAAUAAUUUGUUUAAGUUAGGUCAAGAAGGAAAAUAUCGUGUCUACCAAAAUCAAUAUAGCACUAGCACCUUGGCACUCAACAAGCAUCAGCAUCGAGAGGACCAUGAUAAGCGGCGGCAUCUUUCUCAUAAAUUCUGCAUGACCCCUGCGGGCGAGUUCAAAUGGAAUGGUGCUGUGCAUGGAUCAAAAGUACUUACAAUAUCUACUUUAAGGUUGACCAUUAUCCAACUGGAGAAUAAUAUCCCAUCGUCAUUUCUGCAUCCGAACUGGGCUUCACAUAGAUCUAAUUGGAUAAAAGCAGUCCAGAUGUGCAAUAAACCAAGAGAAUUUGCACUAGCUCUUGCUAUCCUUGAAUGUGCAAUCAAACCUGUCGUCAUGCUUCCUGUCUGGCGAGACUCUUUAGGACAUACCAGAUUACAUCGGUUAACAUCUGUUGAAAGAGAAGAAAAAGAAAAAAUCAAAAAACGUGAGCGGAAACAGGAGGAAGAGGAAGUUAUGCAACAAGCUACCUGGGUGAAAUAUACCUUCCCUAUCAAACAUCAGGUAUGGAAACAAAAGGGAGAAGAAUAUCGCGUGACAGGAUAUGGCGGCUGGAUGUGGAUUAGUAAAACUCAUGUCCAUCGUUUUGUGCCUCGGCUACCUGGAAAUACUAAUAUUCAUUAUAGAAAGGCACAGGAAGGUCUGCUGAAAGAUGGCUCGGGCCUGAAUGAAAAUGAGAGUUCCUCUGGGGUGAAAACUGAAUCUGAAACUUCUGAGAAACACUGUUCCUCUCAAGAUUCUAAGGAUCUCCCAGAAAAUGACAUAGUCACAGACAAAUCUUUUGAGAUAAAAUCAGAAGAGGAAGAAAAAGUAGAAGAAAAGGAGGAAGUAAUGCAAAUCGAUGCGAGUCCUGAGUCACAACAAACUGAAAAGAAAGAAAACAUUGGUGCUGUCAGUAUCGGUGGGGAUAAGUUAAUCAAGGAGGAACCAGUGACUAUGGAUGGGACCAAGAAUGAAUCCAGUUCAAAAGAACAGGAAAAGUUUAUCUCGACUGAUCUCGUCAAUGUAAGCGAAGGAUUUCAACUGAGGACUUGGUAUAAAAGGAGGGUGAAAACAUCUAAAUUAGAUGGGCUGUUGGAUCGGCGGGUAAAACAGUUUACAAUGGAAGAGAAGCAGCGACAAGAAAAACUGAAACAAGAAGCCUUAAUGAAAUUACCCAAAAAUGAACAGAAAAAUAUAGCUGAACCACAGAAAUCUGAUAAACCUGAAAACUGUCAUCAGAGAGAGCCUGAAUCACUGGAGAAGGAGAGUGGACACGUAGGUCAGAACUCUCCAAAGGCCACAGCUGAAAGCUCAGUGGCAUCAACACAAGAAAGCACAGUUGGGAAAAAUGAAGUCUUGACCCAAGAAAAACUGUCAGCCUUUCCAUUGUUAAAGGAACCAGUCAUUAACAAUGUUGUUUCUAUCCAAAAGGAGGCGGUUGCUAAUUCCACUGAAUCAGUGGUUACAGGUGGUGAAAUCACGGACCCACAUUUGAAAAGCAAGGAAAAUGGUACCGAAGGAAAAACUCAGCAAUUGGGUAUGGGGACAAAUUCUGCACAUAAUAAUUCUGAUACAAAGAAUGAGAGUUUUGGGAAGAGCUGUGAGCCAGUGGUGGGAGAAAGUAACAAUGGCAAUUUAAACACAAUCGUGGGAGUAAAUGUUGCUGAAGGUGAUGGUGAUCUGAUGGAGACAGAUGAAUGUUGUGAAGAUAACUCCGAAAUUAAGUCAAACAAAGGGAUUAUUGGAACUAUACAUGCAGAGAAAAUAGAUCGUGCUAUUGAAGCAAUUACUGAUGAAAGCAGUGGCCCAGUGAUUGUUGAGGAAAACGGUGUAAAAGAAUUCUCUGCCCACAAGGAAAGUAAUAGUAUUGAAAAUAGUUCUCUUGAAAAAAUGGACACAGACUGCUGUUCAGAAAAUAAGAUCUUUGAAAUGAAAGCUUCGGAGAACAAACUGGAACAUCGGCACCCUGUUGGUCAGAUUAAUGGAAAAGAUGUAGAAUCUGCAGUAAUGAAAAAUUCUGAACUGGUCUCAUCUGAAGCAUCUGAAGUGGAACUUCGGAAGGAAAAGUGCAGUCCCAGAGCGAACUCUGAAAAUGAAAAAAAAUCAUCAAUGAAAGAGUCAGGUGUAAAGCUGGUUAUGAAUGGAGAUAUUACCGUAGAUGAUCUGGAGGAAAAACCUAACAGAAAAGAUAGGAAAAAUUUAACAGCAGCACAUCCUAAAGUUCAUGAUGGUGUUUCAGCAGAUAAAGAAGAGUUUGAUGACGCAGCACCGCAGGUAAAGGCGCCCCGGUUAGAUGAUGCAAUUGUUCAGCUAAAAGCACCUACAUUAGGUGAAGCAGUCCUACAGGGGAAGACAACCAAGUUAGAUGAAACACUUUUACGUGCAAAUGAUCCCAAGUUAGAUGAUAUUUCUGAAAUUCUGAAUUCUGAAAAGUCAGGACUUUUAAAUCUAGCCCCAGAUAAAUUAUCAGAGUCUGAAAAAGAAGUGAAACCUUUAGAACUCGAUGGGCAGCUGUGUGAGAGAGUGUCUUCACCAUCCUUUACUUCUGCAGCUGAUUUAACUUCAAACAAGGACUUCAGUGAGCAAAAUGGGAUUCAGUCUGAAAGCGAAGGAGGUGAUGCCAGUGGAGAACAUAGGAUUAAAACAGUUGUUACAAAAAUGACCACCACAACCACAACCAUAUCCACGGAAUCCAAGACUAUUGUUAGUGUCGCAGAAGCUUCUCCACAGAGCAAUAUUUCAUCGGUGCUCACCUCUGUUAAGAAUUGUGCUGUUUCUUCAACAACCACCACAACAACAACAUUCACAAAAGUGACCUCACCAAGUCUAGAUAGUACAGUAGAUGCCUUGACAGUAACAGAAAAAACUGUUGUUACAACCACAGUAACAGAUUCUGUGGCCACUCUAGAUGGAGUGUCGACAACUACCAUGACUGUAAGUAAAGAGUAUUCCACCAAGGACAAAGUGAAACUCAUGCGGUUUAGUCGGCCAAAAAAGACGAGAUCGGGCACAGCCCUCCCUUCGUACCGUAAAUUUAUCACCAAAAGUAGCAAAAAAAGCAUAUUUGUCUUACCAAAUGAUGACCUGAAGAAACUGGCCAGACGAUCUGGGAUUCGGGAAGUUCCAGGAUUUAACUACAAUGCAAAGCCUGCAUUGGAUAUCUGGCCAUACCCAUCUCCAAGACCAACCUUUGGCAUUGCGUGGAGGUAUCGACUGCAAACUGUGAAAUCCUUAGCAGGUGUCAGUCUUAUGCUGCGGUUAUUGUGGGCAUGCUUACGAUGGGAUGACAUGGCAGUUAAACCACCAGCAGGUGUCAGCACCGCACGCACAGAGACUACAGAAACUGAUAUUACCACUACUGAGAUUAUCAAACGCAGAGAUGUUGGACCAUACGGAAUCCGUUCUGAAUACUGUAUUCGGAAAAUUAUCUGUCCCAUUGGUGUACCUGAAACCCCUAAAGAAACUCCAACACCACAGAGGAAAGGUCUUCGGUCUAGUGCUUUACGACCAAAGAAAUUUGAGGCCCCAAAACAGACUGGUCCAGUUAUAAUUGAGACCUGGGUCCCAGAGGAAGAACUGGAUUUGUGGGAAAUCCGCAGUUUUGCAGAGAGGGUGGAAAAGGAGAAGGCACAGGCUGCUGAACAGCAAGCAAAGGUUAGUGAGCAGAAGAAAUCGGAAGAGUUCAAGGCCCAACUGGAGGCCCAGCUUAAACAGCAGCGCUUGGCUGCUCAGCAGAAACGACUUGAGCAGCAAAAGCUAUCUGCCACACCUAAUUCUGCUGCUCCUGCCUCUACAACCAACAGUACUGCUACCACGAUUGCCACUCCUCAAAAGUUAGUGGUAGGCUCCUUGGCAGGACAGGUCUCCCCAGGAACAAAGGUGGUAUUUACCACUAAAGUGGGUUCACCAACUACUGUAACAUUUCAGCCAAACAAGAAUUUUCAGCAGAGUUUUGCUACCUGGAUCAAGCAAGGCCAGACUGGAUCAGUCACCAGCACAGUUGCCAACACAGGUACAACAAUUGCCACCACAGGUCAGACGUUCCAGAUCACAGGGAGUCCGGUAACCAUGACGGGUAAGGUGAUCACUGCCAAGCUUCCAAUUCCUGCAAACAGCAAAAUCCUCACCGUCAAUGUGCCAACCACUCAAGGAGGAGUAGUUCAGGUGCAGCAGAAAGUUUUGGGAAUCAUUCCAUCGGGCACUACUUCAAGCCAGCAAACCUUUACUUCAUUCCAACCAAGAACAGCCACAGUAACUCUACGACAGAAUGCACCAGGUACAACGACAUCAACUCAGCAGGUACAGGUUCUCACAACAGGAGGAACAACACAGAUACGCCCUGGCGUUACAGUUAUAAGGGCACCUUUUCAGCAGACAGCAGCAAUUGGGAAAACUAUAAUACGAACACCUUUGAUGGUACAACAAGGUAUACUUCCAGCCACUCAAAACCAACAAGUAGUCACCCAGAUUAUUCGUGGACAGGCUGUAACAACAGUACCAAGUACAAGCAAUUUGGUUCAAAGUUCCACCCAGAAGAUGGUUACCGCUCCAAGCACGCCUAUGCAGCCAGUCCAAAGUCGGCCUGCCACACCACAAGGCCAACAGCCAACCCAAAGGCCACAGCAGGGACAGGUCCGGUUAACAAUGGCACAGCUCACUCAGCUCACACAAGGGCAGAGUGGAGGUCAGGGACUGACUGUGGUUAUUCAAGGGCAGGGACAAACAACUGGACAGCUUCAACUUAUCCCACAAGGUGUAUCAGUUAUUCCUGGGCCAGGCCAGCAGUUGAUGCAGGCUGCCAUGCCAAGUGGAACUAUUCAGAGGUUCCUCUUCACACCAUUAACAACAGUGACAGCAUCAGCUGCUGCAACUACAGCGGCCACUACGACAACGAUAGCACCAGCUGCAGUGGAACCAAAACCUGUGCAGACAACUGUACAACAAACACAAUCUCCAGUUCAGUUACCUCCUCAGCCUCCGCCGCCUUCUCCAGUUCAGACGCCAGCUGCCUCCCAACCUCCGUCCUCUGUACAACCUGUCCAAACGCAGCCAGCACAAGGCCAGCCAACUGAAAAGAUCCAAGCUCAGCCACAAACCCAGGUUCCUUCAGUACAGGCUGGAAGUCAGCUAACUGUACAGUCCCCACCUCAGCCCCAGCAGCAGACCCAGCAACCUCAGCUCCAGGUUCAGACAAUGGCUCCUCCUCUUCCGCUUCCACUUCAAACCCAGGUUACGACUCAGGCAGCAGCUGAGACACAGACUCUGCCUCAGGUCUCUCAGGGUGUGGUUCAGCAGCAAGUGAAACUUCAGGUCCCUGUUCAGAUUCAGCAGCCAGGUCUGACCCCAGCCCAGCAAAUCCAAAAUGUCGUCAGCGUGCAAGCAGCCAGCGUUCAGGAACAGCUCCAGCGAAUCCAGCAGAUCCGCGAACAGCAACAGCAAAAGAAACAACUGCAGAUAGAUGCUAAAAGGGAACAUUUGCUGCAGACAACAAAUCAAAAUGAAAUUAUUCAGAAACAGGUGGUAAUGAAACAAAAUGCUGUCAUAGAGCACUUGAAGGCAAAGAGUAGAAUGAUGUCACCUGCAGAGCGGGAAGAAAACCAGAGAAUGAUUGUGUGUAAUCAGGUCAUGAAGUAUAUUCUGGAUAAAAUUGAUAAAGAAGAAAAGCAAGCAGCAAAGAAGAGAAAACGGGAUGAAAAUGUGGAGCAAAAGCGCAGUAAACAGAACGCCACCAAGCUAUCAGCACUGUUGUUCAAACACAAAGAGCAAUUGAAAGCUGAGAUCCUUAAGAAAAGGGCAUUAUUAGACAAAGAACUUCAAAUUGAGGUCCAGGAGGAACUAAGAAAAGAUAGGAAUAAGUUAAGGAAAGAGAAGGAGAAGGCACAGGCAGCUGCUCUGCACACCGCAGCCCUUGCAAAUACAAAUGCAAUACAAACUGUGGUGACGCAGAAACGAAAAAGAGAGGAGGAGAAAGAGCCUGCAAAGGUGAAGAAGAAGAAGAUGAUUUCUACUACCUCAAAAGAAUCCAAGAAGGACACAAAGCUUUACUGUAUCUGCAAGACACCUUAUGACGAAUCAAAGUUCUACAUUGGCUGUGAUCUCUGUACGAAUUGGUAUCACGGAGAAUGUGUUGGUAUCACAGAAAAAGAGGCUAAAAAAAUGGAUGAGUACAUUUGCAAUGAGUGUAAACGAGCACAGGAGGGCAGCAGCGAGGAGCUCUACUGUAUCUGUAGAACACCAUACGACGAAUCACAGUUUUACAUCGGCUGUGACCGUUGCCAGAACUGGUACCAUGGGCGCUGUGUUGGCAUACUUCAGAGUGAGGCCGAUCUCAUAGAUGAGUAUGUCUGUCCACAGUGCCAGUCCACAGAGGAUGCUAUGACUGUGCUCAGCCCUCUUUCAGAAAAAGACUAUGAGGGUCUUAGACGGGUGCUGCGCUCAUUACAGGCUCAUAAGAUGGCUUGGCCCUUCUUGGAACCAGUAGAUCCCAAUGAUGCACCAGAUUAUUAUGGUAUCAUCAAAGAGCCAAUGGACUUGGCCACCAUGGAAGAAAGAGUGCAUCAUCGAUUCUACAAGAAACUGACAGACUUUGUUGGUGACAUGACCAAAAUCUUUGACAACUGUCGUUAUUAUAAUCCAAGUGAUUCACCGUUUUAUCAAUGUGCAGAGGUUCUAGAAUCGUUUUUUGUACAGAAACUGAAGACGUUCAAAGCAAAUAGGUCUCAUUCCUAACAAAUUACACUCUACUGCGUAGACUGCAGCACUCUCUAGACUUCAAACAACAAGGAACAAUAUCGUACAAAGCAUGAAUGACAGGAUCCGUAUCCAGAACGCAGCGAGAAGUUGAUGCCACCAGAGGCAGAUAUACUUAUUCAGGUCUCCCUGACUGACUGACCUUAACCAGCACUGUUGUUCAAGCACCAAUCAGUUACCUGAAUUGGAUGAAGCCCCAUUUUGUUUGUUAGAAGUUCAAAGGGAGAGAUUAAAAGAAGAGGAGAAGGAAGGAAAUUAGAAAUAAGCAAACCACCUUUUACCAGCCCUAUCGACUUUGCAACCUCCUCAUAUGGCAUUAGGUGGGAGGCACGAUGCAUCCUGCCCAUUCUUGUCAUUACAAGGGGCUGGCUUCAGUUUUCCCAGCGAAAUUCAUCACCACAGUUCUUCAGUGAAGAAGCUGGCUGCAAGCUGUCUUUAAUGAAACAAACGUGUUUAAGUUUGACAGCUGUAUUUAUUUAUUACUGAGAAAAGAUGAAGCUUUCUUUUUUAGAAUCUGCUGCCCUUGUUUGUCAACUAAUUAUGUGCUUUUUUUUCCUAUUGAUAUAAAAAGACCUCACUUGCAGAUAAGCUGGUCUUUUUUAUGUAAUUGCUGUAGGUAACGGUGAGUGAUAAACCCUUGUUCCUUUCUUUCAUUGAAAGGAGUCAUUUCACAUACACAUGCACGCACACACACAAUGUACACGCUGACACACGUGAGCACAGUGAAAUGGGAUCCAACCAGAUGUUUCUUUUGCUAACCGAUCUGACCGUGGUGGAGCUCCGUGUGGCUGAGUGGGCAACAGCAUUGACACCUUCCAGAUCGACUGCCCGCGUUGGUGAAGGGAAAGCACCAGAAAACUGUCAAUCACUCUACAGAAAUUUGUUAGACUGAAACAGUGUGUACUGAAGAUAUCUUGUAUGUAAACAUUUUGUCAGAUGCUGAUUUUUUUUGUUUCUUUUUUGUAUUAAGGUUCAGAAAUAUUGAUGUAUAUGAAAACAAUAAAUGGAGGAAACCAUUAUCUCCCACAGAGAAAAUCCACAAGUGUUUCUGUAUGUGCUUAAAAUGACCCAUUUGUGAGACUUCAGGUCUCCCAAGAAUUCUAACUAAAGAAACAAUAUUUGGAAAAGGUGUAAGGACACUUUAAGUUUGAAAUGCUGCAUAUUGUAUGCAUUUGUAUUGAGUUUUAAAAUAAGGGGGAGCUAUGGACUAACUCUCUAGAGUUGUGAAAUACUGCAUAUCUCAUCACCACAUCACAGUAUUUCUGUACUAUUUAUUCAUAUCCACGAACUUAUUCGUUUGAGUAAUGUUGCAAAAAAAAAUCUUUCCUACCUGUAGGCAAUAGAUUGCUAUCUAUGUUUUUAACAGAUUGUGGCGACUAUGAAGAGUAAUUCUUUUGUACUUGAUAGGACAUUUCAUCCUAGACAAUAAAGUAAUGUUUUUGACAUCAACCU